Molecule: messenger RNA, 2485 nt
Organism: Aspergillus nidulans FGSC A4
Lineage: Eukaryota; Fungi; Ascomycota; Eurotiomycetes; Eurotiales; Aspergillaceae
Gene: atm1
Product: ATP-binding cassette Fe/S cluster precursor transporter atm1
Exons: 7
Coding region: 109-2274 (721 amino acids)
Biological process (GO): transmembrane transport; iron-sulfur cluster export from the mitochondrion
Cellular component (GO): mitochondrial inner membrane; membrane
Molecular function (GO): ATP hydrolysis activity; ABC-type transporter activity; ATP binding
Source: RefSeq, a predicted model, not a curated record
GGAGAUUUGAGACCAACAAACGUCGCAAUCGCUACAAAAAUGCUCCCCUGAGGACAGGGUGAAACGAAACAGCAAGUGCUCGUAACUGCGAAGACACUCACCGCCCAAAUGCUGCGUCAAGCCGCUCAAACGCGUUGCUGGCGCACCCCGGCGCGAUUCGUCUCUCACCGGCCCGCCUUUCCGCGAUCGAACCCUGUAUCGGCUGCCUUAGGAGGAACUCAGUUCAGGAAGCUCUCGGUCAAGACACAGACGGACAAAAAUACGCUGUCUGACAAGAAGACAGCCGAAGCCGACACAUCCUCGUCCUCAUCAUCCGCCAAAUCUGCGGCACCAAGCCAGCAGAAGACCCAAAAUGCGACGACUGCACAAAAGAACUUGCUUAGUGAAAGCACAGUCGCGAACAAGGAACAGAGAAAGGCGGAUUGGGCUAUUAUGAGGGAGAUGGCAAAAUACCUCUGGCCAAAGGGUGACUGGGGAACUAAGCUUCGUGUAGGGACAGCCUUAUCGUUGCUCGUUGGUGCGAAGGUUCUAAAUGUCGAAGUCCCCUUCUAUUUCAAGAGCAUCGUUGAUUCUAUGAAUGUGGACUUUGCAGCCGUCGGCGGAACCGCUUAUACAGUGGCGGGAUCCAUGAUCAUUGCCUAUGGUGCAACGAGAAUUGGAGCUACUUUUUUCCAAGAGCUUCGCAAUGCUGUCUUCGCCAGUGUUGCCCAAAAGGCAAUCCGCAAAGUUGCGCGGAACGUUUUCGAACAUCUUUUACGGCUAGAUCUCAAUUUCCACCUCUCGCGGCAGACCGGAGGUUUAACGAGGGCUAUUGAUCGCGGAACUAAAGGCAUCAGCUUUCUUCUGACAUCAAUGGUGUUCCACGUCGUACCCACCGCUUUGGAGAUCUCCCUCGUUUGUGGUAUCCUGACGCAUCAAUAUGGCAUCAAGUUCGCUGCGAUUACUGCCACGACAAUGCUGGCUUACUCCGCCUUUACGAUAGCGACAACCGCAUGGCGAACCAAGUUCAGGAAGCAAGCCAACGCAGCAGACAACCGGGGCGCCACGGUUGCUGUAGACUCGUUGAUCAACUACGAGGCGGUGAAGUACUUCAACAAUGAAAAGUUUGAGGUUGCACGUUACGACAAAGCGCUGAAAGCGUACGAAGAUGCCUCGAUCAAAGUCACGACGUCCUUGGCUUUUCUCAAUUCCGGGCAGAACAUGAUCUUCUCAAGCGCACUUGCUGCUAUGAUGUAUCUUGCCGCUGAUGGAGUUGCCACAGGCAGUCUGACUGUCGGUGACCUGGUUAUGGUCAACCAGCUUGUCUUCCAACUCUCCGUGCCGCUGAACUUCUUGGGUUCCGUCUACCGCGAGCUGCGCCAGUCGCUGCUCGAUAUGGAAACGUUAUUCAACUUGCAGAAGGUCAAUGUCAACAUCAAGGAGAAACCCGAUGCGAAACCGUUGGAGCUCAAACAAGGUGGGCAGAUCCGCUUUGAGAACGUGACCUUUGGAUACCACCCGGAGCGUCCCAUCCUAAAGAAUGCUAGCUUUACGAUUCCUGCUGGACAGAAAUUCGCUAUUGUUGGCCCUAGCGGUUGUGGCAAGUCGACUAUUCUCAGGUUGCUCUUCCGAUAUUAUGACGUGCAAGAAGGACGGAUCCUGGUCGAUGGUCAGGAUAUUCGGCACGUCACGAUAGAAAGUCUGCGGAAAGCGAUUGGUGUGGUCCCCCAGGAUACGCCACUGUUCAACGACACCAUCGAACACAAUAUUCGCUAUGGAAGGCUAGAUGCGUCCGAUGAGGAAGUCCGCAAAGCCGCGCGCCGCGCUCAUAUCCAUGAACUCGUCGAGAGACUCCCCGAGGGCUACCGGACGGCUGUUGGCGAACGUGGAAUGAUGAUCUCCGGUGGAGAAAAACAACGACUGGCUAUUUCCCGGUUGCUCCUGAAAGACCCACAGUUGCUCUUCUUCGAUGAAGCAACCUCCGCCCUCGACACGUAUACAGAGCAGGCCUUGAUGCAAAAUAUCAAUAGCAUUUUGAAGGAGAAGGGCCGGACAAGCGUGUUCGUCGCCCAUCGCUUACGGACGAUAUAUGACUGCGACCAGAUAUUGGUCUUGAAGGAUGGCCAGGUAGCGGAACUUGGCUCACAUCGCGAACUGCUUGACUUGGACGGCAUCUACGCCGAGCUAUGGAGUGCCCAAGAGACGUCCUUGGCGCAAGAUCCAGAAUACGAACGCAACGCUGGCCUUGAGGGAGAGACCGCAGGUGAGGUGGAAGACAAGGCCCCCAGACAGUAGAAAACUAUGCUGGAUAUAGCAGAUCGUAGAUAGCGUGAUAGACUUUACCAUCAUCGUCAUCGACAUUAUCUUACUCCGUAGAACCGCUGCAUAGGCUACUAGGCCUCGAGCCUCGAGGCCACAAGGCCACGACCUGCAGUCACGGACAUUGUGGACAUUGUGCGACUCCAACGAGAUCAAUCAAUCUCCAACAUUUUCAAUAUAAACCCCC